UUUCGGUCAUUUUAAAAGUUUUGUUAAUCUACAUCUCCAUUAUUUGGAUAUUUAUAUAUUGACUUUAUAUAGACGAAGGCAAUAUUUAUGCAUAUACAUUUGCAUUAAAUUCUCAAAGUUUGUCAGAAAAUGAUACGUUUAAGUUUAGUUAGAAGCCCAAUACUAAUAAGCAUACUUCCAUUUGGUAAUACUACUAAUUUCGACAAACCUGCGAAUAGCAUAAUAAAUCCACUGGAUGAUAAAUUUGGUUGGGAUAGAGUAAAAAAUAUAUUUCGUCUAAACCAAGAAGGUAAAUACACAAAAGAAUUGACAUCUAUCAUAAAUAUAACAUUAUCAGGUGGCAUGUUUGGUAUGGUCUUGGGUGGUGUAACUGCAUCUAAAAAUACUGUGGAUAAUUUUAUCUCAAAUAAUGAAGCGACAAAAUUUAUUAGUCAUUUUGAUGCAAAAUGGCAUUUACAGCAGGCAGUCGUUACAAAUUUCAUAAGGAAGGGUUCAAGAAUGGGAGGAAAACUAGCACUUUUUUGUUGUAUAUUUAGUACUGUAACAACAUGCACAUCGGCAUAUCGAGGAAAAAUAGCAGUAGAAAAUUAUAUGUUGGGUGCUUCUAUAACAGGAUUACUAUUUAAAAUAAAUUUAGGGCUUCGAGCAGCUCUUAUUGGCAUGGGGCUUGGUAGUAUAUUAGGUGGAAUAUAUGGUGUUACAUCACUUGUUAUUCUUCAAAUAUCAGGCGUAACUAUGGAUGAAGUACUAGAGGCACAAAAGCAAUGGAUAAAUUCAAGAGAUGAGACCAUCGAUAAGAAGAUAAAGGAAGGUAUGAGUACUGAAUUAUCAGAAGUAAGGCAGCUAUAUGAAGACAUUAAAAAAAGUCACUUAAUUGAACAAACAGAAAAUAUUGAAGAUAAAACAUAAACUUAUUAUGUAAAUAAAUCUUGUAUAU
Camponotus floridanus (Florida carpenter ant) is the source of this 937-nucleotide messenger RNA. RefSeq names its product RPII140-upstream gene protein (gene 140up). NCBI's taxonomy places the organism in Eukaryota, Metazoa, Arthropoda, Insecta, Hymenoptera, Formicidae. The record is from RefSeq and is a predicted model, not a curated record. The transcript is spliced from 5 exons. Gene Ontology annotation, cellular component: mitochondrion. Bases 130 to 909 code for a protein of 259 amino acids.